Drosophila miranda is the source of this 1435-nucleotide messenger RNA. Its product is annotated as gametocyte-specific factor 1 homolog. Bases 825 to 1349 code for a protein of 174 amino acids. The record is from RefSeq and is a predicted model, not a curated record. Lineage: Eukaryota; Metazoa; Arthropoda; Insecta; Diptera; Drosophilidae. The transcript is spliced from 2 exons.
GCAGAGACCUGGCGGUGCAGUACCCACCGCACACAUAUGCAUAAUUUCAUGCUCACUGCCGCUACGUGGCGCUCAUUUGUGUAGUUUUCCUUAAACGCUGCCAUACUUUCGUUUCCGUUCCCACUGUAUAUCACCGUCUGGGAGAGGAUACGUGCACGGCGAGAAUAUGCAGUCCUUGGCUGAGGCGGCGCUUUGUAUGCAGAUUACCUGCAUUUCGGGCUGGGGAUUGAGGUCUCUAAUGAGACUUGAGGCAUAGUCGUGGGCCCGCCUCCCCCCAAGAAAGGCGCAGAAAAAACCGCAUAAAGCAUUGGAAGUCGUGCGAUAUGGGGAACGGAUCCGGAUCGGGGCCUUGCCUCGGGCUGCCCCAAACAUACACAUCAUGCGUAUGGCGGAUGCUAAGUUUAUACGCAAUGAAGAGUGAAAAGCAAUAAGGUCUGUUAAGUUGUGCAUAAAAGGGAAAUGGCCCAGGACUCCCCUGAAUAGGGGUCGCAGGGGGCAUUGGAGCACAAUAUGUUUAUUGAAUUGUCGCCAGCAGAUAUCCGGCAAGCAGAAGGGAAAACGAGAAACUUUUGCAAUAGCUAUCGUGUUGAAAAAGGGAAAUGGAGACAGGACAACUCUUGAUUAUGGAAACAUCGAAGGAAAGUACCCUCUAAAAAUGGGUGGAGAGUAUUUAUAUCGAAUACAGACUUCAAAAGCACAGUAUCGUACAUUGGCAUCCAUUUUAAUUACUUUGGGGUGUGGUUACUGGUUAUCCAGUGCAUCCCUGAUAUAAAUCAGAAGGAACACGUAUUCGUUUUGUGAAAAAUACAUUGUCUCUACGAAUCAUGGAAGAUCUCGGCGAAAAAGAUAUGAUCACCUGCCCGUACAACCGGGAGCAUGUGAUGCUGCGCAAAAAGUAUCAGCAGCACAUUUUGAAAUGUCGUGAGAUCUACAAAGACAAGGUGGAGCUUCUUGCGUGUCCCUUCAACAAGGCGCACCUGGUACCAAAGUUGGAGUUCCACCAACAUUUAAAAUCCUGUGAUGAUCGCAAAAUAAUUGUGCAACAUCUAAACAGCGAAGAACCGGAUGUGCUGCGCGCCGACACAAGACAUAAGAAAAUUGAAGCCGACGAGAACUGGGACGACGAUCGGGUGGAGGACUACAAUCCGCAGGUGUAUUGCGCUCAGGCAAAUAUCAUACGCGAACCGCGCGGCCUGUUCCCGGCCCAGCGCAAGGCAUUCUUCAAGGAGGAGGAACGUCGUCGUCGCGGCGAUGCUGAACAGCCGGGCACGUCCAAUUCCCCGGCUGAAAAUCGUCCUACGCCGCACCACCACAAGGAGCGGCUGCAUUCGAAACGCACUUCGAAAUAAAUGAAGUAUUUUUUUGUAUACUGAACACCAACACCAUGUGCAUAUUUUAUUUGAAAAUUAAAUAUACUCGUACAUAUAUUUUACUG